AUGAGCAAUCAAUCUAUAUCCGCAGCCUGCCCGAGGCAUGAGGUGAAGCAGGCGCUCCAGACCAAGUUUGGUGAAGUAACGCACGUACACCUACAUCACCGCUUGAAAUUUGGCUUUGCUCGCUUCAAGACACGCGAAGGCGCAGAUGCAGCGAUCCAAGCCGGCAAAGUUCACGUCUUGGACCAGGAGGUUGAGAUUUGCUCUGCCUGCGAGGCAGGGAAAGGUUGGCCAGAGAAACAACCGCUGACCGAAGAUGAGAGAGACGACAGUGAGGAUGAUGGAAGCCAAGCGGCAAGCGAUGCCGCUGAGAAUCCAGCAAAGAGCCAGCCGGAGGAUCGGCCACCGGACCAGCGAGGCUGGGAAUCGGACUCGGAGGCAUCAAUGGCCGAGGCGGAGUCUUGGGCGCAUGAGGACGUGCCAGAAAGUGAAGCCGAAGACGAUGACUUCGCAGAAAGGGAGCGAGUACUGGGCACGCUCGAGGCCAUCCGUGCGUCAACCACAGAGGUGCUCCGCAAAGCCAACAGCAAGAUAGCCAUGUCUGAGCUGGAAUCUCGCUCGGACAUUGCUCAGCUGAAGGAGGCCGCUGCCAAGCUUUAA
This is a messenger RNA of Symbiodinium natans, 597 nucleotides long. NCBI's taxonomy places the organism in Eukaryota, Dinophyceae, Suessiales, Symbiodiniaceae. The record is from the annotation of a GenBank genome assembly.